This is a messenger RNA of Anopheles maculipalpis, 1167 nucleotides long. RefSeq names its product zinc transporter 7 (gene ZnT86D). The record is from RefSeq and is a predicted model, not a curated record. Gene Ontology annotation, biological process: intracellular zinc ion homeostasis; zinc ion transport; transmembrane transport. The transcript has 2 exons. NCBI's taxonomy places the organism in Eukaryota, Metazoa, Arthropoda, Insecta, Diptera, Culicidae. Bases 12 to 1145 code for a protein of 377 amino acids. Gene Ontology annotation, cellular component: Golgi apparatus; membrane. Gene Ontology annotation, molecular function: zinc ion transmembrane transporter activity.
CAACCUUCACGAUGCUGCCAUUAACGCAUAAAGACUCACGUGGAUUCGGCUAUCGGAUACGGGAAAAGUUCAGCAGUCUGAGCCGGCUUAUAUUGUCGGAUCGUAAUUCGCGGAAUUUGUUUUUCUUCCUACUGCUUAAUUUAAGCUUUGCGUUUGUUGAACUUAUGUACGGCAUAUGGACCAACAGUUUAGGUUUGAUCUCCGAUUCGUUCCAUAUGUUCUUCGACUGUACUGGGCUGCUGGCCGGGUUGGCGGCGUCCGUUAUUACCAAGUGGCGAGCAAAUGAAAAGUAUUCUUACGGCUACGUACGAGCUGAAGUGUUGGCAGGAUUCGUCAACAGCCUCUUUCUGCUGUUUAUCGCAUUCUUCAUCAUGUCCGAAGCGGUAGAGCGUGCGAUCGAGCCUCCGGAAGUGAAACACGAACGAUUGUUUAUCGUUUCCGUACUCGGGUUGUUGGUGAACCUGGUCGGUAUCUAUGCAUUCCAGCACGGUGGACACGGCCAUUCGCAUGGUGGUGGUGGACACGGUCAUUCGCAUGGCGGUGGAGCAAGUCACGGACAUUCCCACGGCGGUACAAUGAAUCAUAACAGCCACGAUACGCACCAUCUGCUGUCGAACCAUAACGAUCACCAUGGACAUUCGCACGGUGCAGGUGAUCAUCAUCAUGGUCACAGUCAUGGAGGUGGCGAGAUUGUGUCCACCAACUCGCAGAUUAUGCGUGGCGUCUUCCUGCACAUUCUGGCCGAUACGCUCGGAUCGGUUGGUGUGAUUAUAUCGGCUGUGCUGAUGCAGCUAUUUGGAUGGAUGCGAGCCGAUCCCAUCUGCAGCAUGUUCAUUGCGCUGACGAUCGGAGUGAGCACGCUGUCGUUGAUCAAGGAAUCGGUCAUGGUGUUGAUGCAGCGCCAACCGGUAGCGCUGGAUCGAUUACUGCCUUCCUGCUAUCAGAAGGUGACCGGACUGGCCGGUGUGUACAGCGUACAGGAGCCACAUUUUUGGACCCUCUGCACCGACGUGUACGUUGGUGUGAUCAAGCUGGAGGUAUCGAAAAACGUUGAUCCCAAGUACGUGGUACAGCACACACGCAUGAUCUUCGAAGCGAUAGGCGUGCGGCAGAUAAACAUUCAGCUAGACUAUACUGCAAUGUGAUAAAGUGGAGUGGAGCGGUGGA